Messenger RNA from Phodopus roborovskii (desert hamster), 1746 nucleotides. It is a transcript of the gene Lrrc10b, whose product is annotated as leucine rich repeat containing 10B. Bases 147 to 1025 code for a protein of 292 amino acids. Gene Ontology annotation, molecular function: protein binding. Lineage: Eukaryota; Metazoa; Chordata; Mammalia; Rodentia; Cricetidae. The record is from RefSeq and is a predicted model, not a curated record. The transcript has a single exon.
UCCUCCCGGCACGGCCCCCCUCCCGGCACACAGACAGGCCGGGGCGGGGGGCCCCCGAGGCCGGAGCGGCCCGGGCCCCGUCGGGGCGGCCAGGGCGGGGCGAUGCCGGGCGGUGGCAGCGGCGGCCCGGGCUGGGGCCCGUGACCAUGGGUAUCGCGGAGUCCACGCCGGACGAGCUGCCGUCGGACGCCGAGGAGCAGCUGCGCAACGGCGAGCAGCAGUUGGAGCUGAGCGGGCGGCGGCUGCGGCGGCUGCCUAGCGCCGUGUGCGCUCUGAGCCGCCUGCAGAAACUGUAUGUGAGCGGCACCGGACUGCGCGAGCUGCCCGAGGAGAUCGAGGAGCUGCGCGAGCUGCGCAUCCUGGCGCUCGACUUCAACAAGCUGGAGCGCCUGCCCGACGGCCUGUGUCGCCUGCCGCGCCUCACGCGUCUCUACCUGGGAGGCAACCGGCUGCUGGCGCUACCACCCGACUUUGCGCAGCUGCAGAGCCUGCGCUGCCUCUGGAUCGAAGGCAACUUCCUGCGGCGCUUCCCGCGGCCGCUGCUGCGCCUAGUGGCGCUGCAAUCGCUGCAGAUGGGCGAUAACCGGCUGCGCGCGCUGCCCGCGGAGCUGCCGCGCAUGACGGGCUUGCGUGGCCUCUGGCUCUACGGCAACCGCUUCGAAGAGUUCCCGCCCGCGCUGCUGCGCAUGGGCCGGCUGCACAUCCUCGACCUCGACCGCAACCGCCUGGGCGGUUUCCCUGAUCUACACCCGCUGCGCGCGCUGCGAGUUUUCUCUUAUGACCACAACCCGGUCACUGGCCCUCCGCGCGUAGCGGACACCGUUUUCUUAGUUGGUGAGGGCGCCGUCGAGCGCAUGGCUGAGCGCGACGAGCCUAUUCCGCGGCCGCCACCCCGGCGUCCAGUCCGGGCUUUUGAGGAUGAGGAGGAAGAAGACCUGCUCAUAGGAUGCACAGGACCCAGGGCCCUGGGGCCCGCCAGAGACAACCUCCGAGCCUUGGAAGCCCCUCCAGAAUUGGGCACGUGAGCCUCUGCCUUGAGUGAUGGGCUUGGCCACUCUAGAAGGAUGGGCUCUAGGAGGCCGUGGCUGUGUGGAUAUAGGAUGUCGCUGGGCCUCUUACUUGGGACAGUGAAGGACAUCAUUGAGAGAGCAGCCUGGCACAGGCGGGCCUGAGGCUAUCUUCAGACGCUCCUGGGCAGUAAGAAAGACUCCCUGGGCAGACCUCUGGGCAGUUUUCAGACCAAGAAGUCUGGGAUAGAGCCACUGAUGGUACAACAGAUGAGCUGGGUCUCACCUGGAACCAGGGUCACCACUAUCCACAGAAUCAUCCCACUCUGACACUGGAUGCACUGGAUGCCCGGGUGUCUAUUGUUUUCAUCUGGGGUUUGGAUUUCCUAGGCCUACCCUAGCUGUUGCUGGAGCCAUUACCUCUGGGGUGGAGUGUAUAGAGGCAAAACUUCCCCUCGUGUGUUUGUGUGUGUGUGUGUGUGUGUGUGUGUGUGUGUGUGGUGGUGGUGGGAGGUUCUGGCCAGAGGUAGGGAUAGGGACUCUGUCCAGAAGCAGGACACAGAUUGUGGCCUCACACCUUAGCUUCCCUCAGCUCUCUACCCAGUUCCCCCGAUGUCUGUAUGGAGCACAGAAGACAGAGUCUCCAUCGCACCUUUCCUUCUGAUCUCUUCUCCCAGCAUGUGCCGAAAGAUUGCUGGGUAAAGAGAUCUCCCUCUCCUACAGCCUGUGUCCUCAGUUG